AACAAACCAGUCUUGCAACGUUGCCCGCGACUGCCGGUCAUAUAUUGCUUGUGCAUUAUUGAUGUAACAUAAUAUCUCUCAAUGUUGAACCAUUUAAAACUAGCCUCAAAUCAAAUUCUUCUAUAAAAUGUUGUAAUUGGCAAUAUCUCUCAAUAAUAUCAAGAAAUAUACUUGAAUCUUCAGUGCUAUUUUACCUUUUAGGACGUUCACCUUUAUUAUUUAAAGGAUAAAGUGACAUUUCAUCACAAUGGGUGAUUCUCCGUUCUCCAAUAUGUCUGACAGCAAAUCGAUCGUGCGAUUUGUGAAGGAUAUAGAGAGACAUCCGUGUUUAUAUAAUCGAAAAUGUAUACAAUAUGUCGACAGAGUCUUAAAGAGACAGACAUGGAUGCAUAUUGCUAAGAGGUUGAAUACUACGGUCGCGGAAUGUAAAGAAAAAUGGAGGAAAAUACGAACAGCCUACGGCAGAUCUCUAAAACCUAGAUACCUCAACGGCGUUCGCGUACCAAGCAAGCCUUACUAUUUGGCAAGCUAUCUAAAAUUCAUAACCCCCAACGACAAAGAGAAAAGAAACCUAACAGGUAGAAAACAUUUCAUAAUUUCAACCAACCAACCAAAGAAAUUACCAGAAAUCAAAGCAGAAGUUGAAAACAUAGACGAAUCGGAUACUGAAGAUGGUUUUGAUGAUAACUUUGAUGGGAAAAGUGAUCCAAUCAAUACCAACAAUGAGUUUGAACAAGACGACAUUGUCUAUGAUGUUGGCACUGUUGACAUUGUUAUAGACAAAGAAGUAGUAAAUACUGGACCUUCCAUUGAAGUUCAUAAAACAAAAGAAACCAACAAAAGUUGUAGCAUAAAGAAUCAUGACGUCGAUUUUGAUGAUAUCAAAAGAUGCUCAUAUUGUGUAAAUGUUGAAAAUAAGCCAAGGAAAAUGUUUCUAUUUAGCGUUUUUCCCGAUAUAGAAUCGUUGAGUGAUAAUCAGAUGCGAUGUUUCAGAAGAGAAUUGUUAGAUUUGAUUGACAAAUGUAAAUAUAUGCCUGAAUAAGUGUUUCUACAGUCAAAAUCUAUUAAUAGAAUUAAAUGUAUAAAAAUAAAGCACUAUUUUCUCAAGCCACGCCAUAACUUGAGAAAAAUGUCUCAUUCAUAAUUUUUCAUGUGUCUAAUCUUAUGAAGAUGAAGAUUUUAUGAAGCGAAAAACUAAAAAAACAAUGCGCAGACAAUGGGGAUGAUGACUGGGUUGGAAUAUAUUGAUUUUUAUAAUAAAUUCGGAUAAAUAAGGUCAAUGUUAACUAAUUUAUACACAAAAAGCAAAGAGUGACUGGAUAUUUGCAAAAUAAUUAGGAUUAUAAAAUUUCAAAAUCUAAUAAAAAUCUUUUAUCGUGAUUAGAUAAAAAUUCAUACAGUUUUAGCUUCCUUACAUUAAAUGUGACAUUUUUCAAUAAAUGAACUAUUAACAUAAACGCACAAAUAACAAAGAUAUUAGUAAUUUUGUUUGAACGCCCAUACAAAUCUAACGAUCAGCGAGCCAACGACGUCACUAACUCGUGCUAUUUUGUAUGGAGCGUUUUUCAAGGACCCGCGGCAGCGCCGCAAAUCUGACCCUUUAAAUCCCUGUAGCGCCGAAAGUAAUGAUCGCAGAUACCCUGUUACUUUAACAAAAUUGCUUUACUAUUAGUAUACUCUUAAUUUAUAUACAAUUUAAAAAAACUGUCAUCAUCCCUAUUGGAAAAUAUCACCUACUUUAUAUUAUAGAUGAUUAGAAGUAUUUUUAUCACGAUAUUCUACUAUCGCUAUAAUACUAUAGCAUCCGAAUGUUUUUAAAACUAAGUUAAAUCAGUCCGUUUAAUCUAGUCGCUAAGGUACCUACUCGUACCAUAAAAAACAUACUUAAUUUACCUACUACUCCUACUACAGUUUCAUAAAAUUAUAAUUUCAUUAGAUACGUAUAAAAAUGUUUUAUUUAUUGUAAUUUUUAACUUUACCUAAGAUAAAAGAAAGAUUUAUUUUGUAGUUUUUAAUAGAUUUGCGAUAAAUUUCAAGUACUUCUAAGAAAUUUUUUAAUUAAACGUUUGAAAAAUA
Bicyclus anynana (squinting bush brown) is the source of this 2076-nucleotide messenger RNA. RefSeq lists its product as uncharacterized. Gene Ontology annotation, biological process: regulation of transcription by RNA polymerase II. The transcript is spliced from 2 exons. Bases 248 to 1042 code for a protein of 264 amino acids. Gene Ontology annotation, cellular component: nucleus; transcription regulator complex. Lineage: Eukaryota; Metazoa; Arthropoda; Insecta; Lepidoptera; Nymphalidae. The record is from RefSeq and is a predicted model, not a curated record.